AUGCAUCUAGCGGAUUCUCUAUUAGGUUCAGGAUCAGAUGAAGAAGAAGACGAAGAAUCGAGAACAGCCAACAAUUCAAGUAGUCCAGCGCAUGCUACACAUCCGGCGUUACAUUCAGAGCUUUCGCAUAAUGGUGAUACUAAGCCCCACGAGGACUCUGAAGACCAGGGCUCACUGGACGGUGACCCGGAGACCAGGGAUUCGCAGGCAGAGAACAAAUCCCCAGACGACGGAAACGGCGGUUCUAAACGACGGGGACCCCGCACCACGAUAAAGGCGAAACAGUUGGAGAUACUAAAGUCGGCAUUUUCUCAGACACCGAAACCAACUAGACACAUACGGGAACAACUGGCGAAAGAAACUGGUCUCCCCAUGAGAGUAAUACAGGUCACAAUAACGACGUAUAACGGCAUAACGCCGACGACAAUAACGCCGUUGACCAAUACUUAA
Messenger RNA from Leptosia nina, 450 nucleotides. Lineage: Eukaryota; Metazoa; Arthropoda; Insecta; Lepidoptera; Pieridae. The record is from the annotation of a GenBank genome assembly.